AGUACUAGGGGUUCGUGAGAAAAGAGUGCUAGAAAGAAUUUUAAUGACUUACUAUGUGAAAAUUUAAAGAAACUUACUAAUGUUUUUAUUAAAUAUGACAUAAAAAUAAAGUUUUUAUGAAUAAGAGUUGUUACAUUUUGUAUCCGACAAUGUAAUGUUAAUAGAAGUGAACGUUUUGUUUCAGUGAUCAGUGUGAAUGUUUGUAAACAGGUCCUAAGGUUAUAGACUUUUAUACACUAAGCUAUUGUACUGGAAAUUAGACAGAAAUGUGUUAUUAUGACAACAAAGUGCUCGAGAAUAUUGCAGCUAGUAACCUACAGGACUAUUUAUUUUGUAUGAAUUAUAUAUUGAUUAUAUACGUCUAAAAUACGUAUGAACUGCGAUUCUGAAUUUCCUAAACUCUCAUCAAUGUAUUGUCAUGUCACAAAUUUAUAGAAUCUUCUAAAGGAAUUGUAUUUCAUCCGUAACAAAUGUGUAGUCGAUUUCAAUUUAUUAGUUACAGCAUUCAAGUUAGAUAACACCUGAGGAUCAUGGUUUCUAGACUUUCACUAUUAAUAUUAUUAAAUGCAUUAUUAUUUAAAUUUUGUUCUGGUUAUUUGUUAGUAUUGAAUGCCAAAGAUUCUCCUGGAUUGGUGAUAUUUGAUGCUGGGAUCAUCACAAAACCAGGACAACCACCCAGAAAAUAUGUCAUGAACUUUCAUCGUACUGCUUCCUUUGUAAAACAUUUAUUACAUGUAGAUCAUUAUACAGGUAGUGUUGUUUUAAAACGCUGGUUAGAUUGUGAUGGUGUUAGAUAUCCCCACAUUUUUACUGUGUAUGUAGAUUCUUUAUCAAAUAGUACUCUGAAUUAUAUUUCAUUUCCUCUUCGAGUGUUGAUCCAGAGCUGUGGAGAUAAUGACUUUGAAGACGUUGGUGACUCCACAACACAAGUGAGAGUGGCUGAAGCCAAAAAGUGGCCCAGUGAAACUGUUGCCUCAUUCGCAGUACAUGGAGAAAGAGAGGACAUAGACUUGUUCCCUCGCCCAGUACGGGAGGUAUGUGUGCGAAAAAGUCAACUGAUAACAAAUGUGGCUGAGUUACUGUUGCCUUUGACUAUAUCUCGAAGCUGCAGAGUGCGCUAUAUACAGCCUGACGAUCCCAGAUUCCUUGUAGAGAUGCAAGGUGGAGACUUGGUUGCCGGAGAAAAUUUCUGUAUUCCUACAGACCCACCUUGGUUGGUGCAGCUCACAGUUGACUAUUUAUGUGAGAAAACCCGUGCACUUCUUUCUCCUGCGAGCCACACUAUAAAGGUGUACUUUGUACACCGGCGGGAGUCUGAUGGCUCACGUGUGCGGAGAGACCUGCAGAGUAAAGCUCCUGUGUUCGAGAAGGUGUUAUACACUGCAACUGUAGCUGAGGAACAGCCAGCGGGGUUGUCAGUGUGCACAGUGUCUGCACGGGACCCGGCCGGGGGUCCUCUCUCCUAUGCAAUGGUGUCACUACUGGAUGCCAGGUCUCAAGGCAUGUUCACCAUUGACCCCAAGUCCGGAAUCGUCUCAACCUUAACCAGCCUGGACAGAGAAUUGAUGGACGUCCAUUACUUCCGAGUGACAGCAUCGGACAAGUCUUUCCCACCGCAUAGUGCUACCACCACGCUGCAGGUACAUGUCCAAGACACCAACGACCACGCUCCUGUGUUUGAGGCUGAGAGUGGGGAGUAUCAGGCAACCGUACGGGAGAGUGUGCCAAUAGGUUCCACUGUCACCACUGUACGAGCUACCGAUAAAGAUAUGGGCCACAAUGCUGAGGUGGAGUAUGCGAUAACAUCCAUCAAUGGAGGAGGAUUGGAUGAGGCGACUGGCACCUUCGCAAUUGAUAGUCACUCAGGAGUGGUAACAACUCGGCUACAGCUGGAUCGUGAGCGUACUCAGGUGUACACUGUGGUAAUCACAGCUACAGACCAAGCACUUCCGACUAACCAGCGCAAGUCCUCCAGUGUGACAGUUGUGGUGCGCAUACAGGACGACAACGACAACUACCCCCAGUUCUCUGAGCGUACAUACUCGGUCACUGUGCCGGAGGACACGGCCUGGAGUCAGAGCCCUAUCAUUGCCACUGUCAAAGCAACAGACGCGGACGAGGGGCACAAUGCUGCGAUACGCUAUGCCAUCAUUGGCGGCAACACACAAGGCCAGUUCUCUAUCGACAGCCAGUCAGGGGAGGUGAGCCUCAUGAAGCCUCUGGACUAUGAAAACACUCGCAGCUUCAGGAUAAACAUCCGAGCACAAGAUGGAGGGAGUCCUGGCAAGUCUAAUACCACCCUACUGCUGGUCAAUGUGAAAGAUAUCAAUGACAACACUCCUCGUUUCUACACUUCCCUCUUCCAGGAAGCAGUCUCCGAGAAUGUUCCAGUCGGGUAUAGCAUCGUUCGAGUGCAAGCUUACGAUGCUGAUGAAGGUCAAAAUGCAGAGCUGACAUAUAGUGUGAGUGGAAGGGACUGGGAGGGAGGCAGCACCAACGAUCUGCCGAUCACAGUUGACAACCAGACAGGCUGGAUACAUACCACACGUCUCCUUGAUCGUGAGACACACGCCAAGUUUCAGUUUCAGGUGCUGGCAACAGAUGGAGGAAUGCCUGCCAAGACGGCCACUGCCAGUGUGGUGAUAACAGUGCAAGAUGUCAAUGAUAAUGACCCUGUGUUCAGCCCAAAGCAGUAUGAAGCUGUGGUGGCAGAGGAUGAUCCUCCAGGCACCCCUGUCACUAGUGUCACAGCUACUGACACAGACGAGAACCCCAGGCUGCACUAUGAGAUCACGGGUGGAAACGUGCGUGGCAGAUUCACUUUAACUACUCAGAAUGGCCGAGGACUGAUCACAAUUGCCCAACCACUCGACUACAAACAGGAAAAGCGUUUUAUCCUCACUGUUCGAGCAACCGACUCGGGAGGGCGCUUUGACACUGCCACUGUGUACGUGAAUGUGUCAGAUGCUAACAACUUUUCCCCAGUAUUCGACAAUGCCCCAUACACUGCCUCUGUAUUUGAAGACGCUCCUGUAGGUUCUACCGUUCUCAUAGUUGCUGCUACGGAUGGAGACGUUGGUCAGAAUGCCCAGAUUACAUAUCUGCUCACAAGCAGCAUUGGGGAGAAUACAGACUUUGUAAUCAAUGCCCAGACGGGUGCUGUCACUACCACAAAGGCCCUGGACAGAGAGACCCAGUCUGGCUACUUGUUGACCGUGACUGCACGUGACAAUGGUAACCCCCCACUGUCAGACUCGACCGAUGUGGAGAUAUCUGUGGCUGAUGUCAACGAUAAUGCUCCCAAGUUUCUAAAGCCUGCAUACAGCGGAUCUGUGUCCGAGGAUGCACUCGUCGGCACCAGCGUCCUCCAGAUAAGUGCGGUAGAUGAGGACACUGGGCUGAAUGGCCGUGUACGCUACGCACUGGGUGGCUCAGGCAGUGUGGAGGCAUUCGUGAUGGACCCAAUCAGUGGAGUUAUCCGCACAGCCAAGACACUAGAUCGGGAGAGUAUAGCUCAGUACGAAAUAGAGGCUCUGGCCAUCGACAGAGGCACUCCCCAGCUCUCUGGAUCUGUAUUGGUGACAAUCCGUAUAGAGGAUGUGAACGACUCACCCCCAGGGUUUGAAAGUGACAAGUUGACCUUGUACAUAGCUGAGAACUCUCCAGUCGGCUCCACGGUGGGAGAACUCCAUGCCAAGGAUCCGGACGAGGGGCAGAAUGCCGUAGUCCAGUACUCUAUCAUAGGUGGUGAGGAUUCUGACAGCUUCUCGCUGGUGCGUCGGCCCGGAUCAGACAAGGCGGAGCUGCUGACAAUGGUGGAAUUAGACUACGAAAGUUCACGCAAACGGUUUGAGCUCAUCGUGAGGGCAGCAUCACCACCACUGCGCAGUGAUGUGCACGUUGAAAUAUUGGUCACCGAUGUGAAUGAUAACGCACCUAGGCUCAAGGACUUUCAGAUAAUAUUCAACAACUUUCGUGAUUGCUUCCCUGCUGGGACAUUUGGCAAGAUUCCCGCUGUGGACGAUGAUGUCUCCGACAAGUUGUUGUACCGCAUAUUAUCAGGUAACAAUGCCAACCUGGUACAGCUCAAUGAGAGCUCAGGACAACUUAGCCUGUCCCCACAGCUUAACACGAAUGUGCCCAAGCUCGCCAGCAUGGAGGUGUCAGUCACAGACGGUGUGAACGAAGUGAAGGCCAUGAUGCAGCUGUCAGUACGGUUGGUGACAGAUGAGAUGUUGCUCAGUUCCGUCACUGUCAGGUUAGCAGACAUGACAGAGCAGGCAUUUCUGUCUCCCCUGCUAGGAUUCUUCAUCGAAGGCCUUGCAGCCAUUAUACCCUGUCCAAAGGAGAAUGUAUACGUGUUCAGUAUACAGGAUGACACAGACGUGAAUGCUCGUAUUCUAAAUGUGAGUUUCUCUGCCAGACAGCCUGAUGGACAGUUCUACUCUCCACAAUUUCUCCAAGAGCGAGUCUACCUCAACAGAGCUGUUCUGGCCAGAAUUGCUACUGUACAGGUGCUUCCUUUUGAUGAUAACCUGUGUGUACGUGAACCAUGUCUUAACUUCGAACAUUGCCUGACUGUACUGAAGUUUGGCAACGCCUCAGGUUUUAUUAGCAGUGACUCUGUGCUGUUUCGUCCCAUCUAUCCUGUUUCCACAUUCGCCUGCCGUUGUCCUACAGGAUUCACCGGUAGCAGAGAACACUACCUGUGUGACACAGAGGUGAACCUGUGCUACUCCAACCCUUGCCGUAACCAGGGCAAGUGCCAACGCAAGGAAGGUGGCUACACCUGCGUCUGUGCCUCGGGAUUCACAGGUUUGAACUGUGAAAUAGACCUAUCUGUGGACACGUGCCAACCAGGUAUCUGUCACUCUGGCUCCACUUGCUCCUCUCUGGUCAAGGGGGGAUUUGUAUGUGAUGACUGUGCCCCCAGUGGGACGUUUGAACACUAUGACCGCCUGUGUCAGCUGCGGGGGCGAGCAUUCCCCCGAGAGUCCUUUCUCACAUUCCCUGCUCUGCGGCAGCGUCAUCGGCUGCACAUUGCCCUCAAAUUCGCAACACUGCUAGAGACAGGGCUGCUACUGUACAAUGGCCGAUACAAUGAGCGUCAUGACUUCAUCGCUGUAGAGGUGGUGGAAGGGGGGAAAGGGGUGCAGUUCUCAUUCUCCCUGGGCUCAGAUGUUACACGAGUUGUGGCACGCUCGGCGCACGGUGUUAGCGACGGUCACUGGCACACCGUUGUCAUUGACUACUUCAACAAGAGUGCUACAGUGAGUUUGGAUGACUGUGACACUACACUUACUAUCAGUCAUGGGGAACAGCUGGGCCUGGCAUGCGCCAACACGUCCACUCAGCUGUUGGAGACCAGAUGUGCUGUUUUGACUGAGACCUGCCACCGCUUCCUAGAUCUGACUGGUCCUCUUCAGAUUGGAGGUUUACCUGCUUUACCCGCCUCUACCACCUUCCAAGUGAGCAGCAAAGAUUUUGUUGGGUGCAUCGCAGAUAUCCACAUUGACCACAAGCUUCUAGAUCUCAACAGUUUUGUGGCAGACAACGGAACACUGAUAGGCUGUCCUCAGCGUCAGACAUUCUGUGCAUCCAACCCUUGUCUCAAUGGUGGGACCUGUUCCGAUGAGUGGGCCACUUUCCGCUGCCAAUGUCCUGAGGGAUGGAGUGGCAAGGACUGUAGUUUAGGUAUCCGACCAGCCUGGCACUUUCAUGGGGAUAGCAUGUUAUCAUUCAACCCUCUUCUGCGACCAAUACAACUCCCCUGGUUGACAGCACUGUCCGUGCGCACGCUGCAGUCCACCGGACUACUCAUUAACAUACAGAUUGGCCAGAACAGCUCGGCCAUCCUCUCUGUGGAGGAAGGUUACCUGGUGUAUCAACUGGAUGGAGAGAGGGUGACACUACACAGUGUGGAGGUGACGGAUGGGGCGUGGCACCGUGUGGAGGUUCAGUGGUCAGUGGCUGGGGUGACGCUCUCCUUGGACUAUGGCCUGCGUUCAGUCUCACGUAGUCUGGGAGCUAAGCUGCAGGGUCUCUAUGUAGGCAAAAUAGUGGUCGGUGGCAGUGAGGACCAGGCAGAGAAGCACACAGGUUUUACUGGAUGUAUACAGGAUGUGAGGAUAGGCACGAGCCACUCACUACUGGAGAGGGCCACAGUACAAGUGCGAGUAACAGACGGCUGUGGUGCAGACGACCCCUGUGAAGAUAACACAUGCCCUCCUCACAGUCAGUGUGUGCCCCACUGGCAGACUUAUCACUGCCAAUGUCACUCUGGAUUUGUGGGCCCUCAGUGUGUUAGCGUCUGCCAGCUCAAUCCCUGCUUGCAUGGAGCAUCCUGCUCUCAGGAUAGGGCUUUCGUCAAAGGUUACUCUUGUCACUGCAACACCAGCUAUUACUCAGGAGAGUACUGCGAGGAGGAGGUGGACCAGACAUGUCCUGUCAGCUGGUGGGGACACCCAGUCUGUGGUCCUUGUAAUUGUCCCACCCACCGUGGCUACAGUCCCGACUGCAACAAGACUACAGGCCACUGCUCCUGCAAGGAGAACCACUAUCAGCCAGAGGGCUCAGAGGAGUGCCUGGCAUGUGACUGCUAUACCACUGGCUCAUUCGACUCCAGUUGUGACUCGGCCACUGGACAAUGCAACUGCCGCAAUGGUGUUAUUGGUCGAGCCUGCGACUCCUGUCCCAACCCUUACGCUGAGGUUACCCUUCGGGGGUGUGAAGUGGUGUACGAUGGGUGUCCUCGCAGCUAUGCACACAUGUGGUGGCCCCGCACUCCGUUUGGUCAUGAGGCACUAGAACCCUGCCCACAUGGAUCACAGGGUCGGGCCUCACGUCUCUGUGAUUCAGUCUCUGGCACCUGGCUAGCACCUGAUAUUUUCAACUGUACAUCUGAUGCUUUCAUGGACCUCCGCAAACUGCUAGGACAACUGGAGACAAAUGAUGUGAGUGUGACAACAUUUGUAGCAGUGGGCACAGGUAGCGCACUGAGCAGGGCAGCCAACAUAACCCGGGGCUUAUACGGAGCAGACAUCCUCAUCACGGAACAGCUGUUGGAGAGGCUCAUUGACCACGAGACCACCCAGACUGGUCUCAACCUCACUCACAGCCAAGAUAAGGAUUACGUGGCUAACCUGGUGCAUGCGGCUAGUGCCAUCCUGAGUCCUGACACUUCCAGAAUAUGGUCCCGGGUACACGAGUUGACCAGUGAGACAGCCGGGGAUUUGAUGGCCUCCGUGCAGACCUACAUGGAUGUGUUGUCCUCCAGUCAGCAUGACACCUACACUGACCCUUUUGAGACCGUGGCUCCCAAUCUUGUAUUGGGGCUGGACACUGUGACCUCGGAAAGUCUGUUUGGCUACGAGAGUGACGGGCUAAGUCGGGACCUGGCGCCUGGCACGUCGGGUUUGGAAACUGAGAGAGUGGUGAUACCUGACACCUCGCAGAUCCUCCAGCCCCCUAUCCAGUUUGCUCCUCUCACCUCGAAGAAGCCAGCUCCCAGUCCCAUGGUAGUUAUCCCUAAGUAUAAUAACUACCUCCAGAACCCAAACAAGUUCGAUCCGUACAGUCAUGUGCUCAUCCCUAUCGACCUGUUGGGCAUCAAAUCACCACAGAAAGGUUCCAGAGUUACAACUCGAGGAGAAACAUCAGUGAAGUGGAUGGGCCGGGCGAGCCGAGCAGCUGUGGUGAGUUAUGCAGAGUAUCGUACAAUGGGUGAAGUGUUACCACUCAUACACGACCAGACGGUGCUCACUCGUUGGGGUGUGGACCUGGCCGUAGCAGCUCCCAUCAUUACCAUCACAGCCACUCCAGCUCUACAUGAUGGGAGUGAGAUGUCACCUCGCAGCUUGUCUCAACUGGUGCCUCUACCAUCACCUAUUAGACUGCGACUGUGGCUCCACCGAGGCCCACACUCUGCACGCUCUAACCCACAGUGUGUCCACUGGUCCACUGCAAGAGGGUUCGGAGAGUGGAGUAGGGCAGGAUGUCACACAGAGCUACCGGCCGGAGAUUGGUGGAGACACGACCCGGUGUUGGUCAACUGUACUUGCAGCCAGUUGGGUAGCUUCACAGUCAUCCAGGAUGUGCUAGGACCUGAGUAUGUUGGUGAGGUGACUGCCUCAGAAAGUUUGGCCACUUGGAUCGGGUUCACUCUAUCACUGUGGGCUCUCGCCAUGGCCACCAUGAUACUGGGGCUGCUGCGUGCCAAGACUAACUCCAGCGCCAUCUACACGAACCAGGCCUUCUGUCUGCUGGUUGCCGAGGGGCUGUAUCUCAUUGCUCUCAAGGCCAGAGCCACACUUGUCACUUAUGAGGUGGGCUGUAAGCUAGUGGCCAUGGGGCUCCAUUACGUCUGGCUCGCCGCACUGUGCUGGUGGUUGGUGGGCUCAGUGCACCUGUACCGCAUGUUGACAGAGAUACGAGAUGUGAACCAUGGACCAAUGAGAGUCUACUACUGUCUCGGUUACUCCCUGCCAGCUGUGGUGGUAGGCCUGGCAGUGGGUGUCAGAGCCGACCAGUAUGGCAAUAUCGCUUUUUGCUGGCUGUCUUUGUACGAGUCGGUGAUCUGGAGUCUUCUCGGUCCUGGUACUAUGGUCGUGUUUGUCAACCUGGCUGUGCUCAUAUUCUCACUGCGGGCUGCUUUCACACUCAAGGAUCAUGUUGCUGGCUACGGGAAUCUCAGGACACUGUUAUGGCUGAAUGUGGUGUCCUUGCCACUGGUAGCCGCAGUAUGGCUGUUGUGUCUGGUGUCUGCGAGUGAACACCAUUCUCUGCUGGUCUACACACUUGCUGUUGUGCUGCCAGUACAGGCCUGGUUCCUGCUGUGUGGCUAUUGUCUAGGCAAUGCCAGAGUGAGGGCUGGGCUCCACCGUGCCCUCAUGCAGCUGUUGGGACACAAGCUGCCUCCUCUGCCUGACGACGACCUACCACGUCCCAGUUCCAGCCAGACACAUCAUCCGAGGUCUGCCCUAGCAUACCGCAACACUGGAGUGAGUGUAACACCAGGAGUCACUGGGUUUGAGGCUGCUCGUAGGCAUCUUGGCAUCUCCACUUCUAGCACCACUUCCCGCUCCACCACCAAGACUGGCAGCAGUCCCUACAGAAGUGACACCCAGUUGCGUCAUACCUCCACCAGUACCAGUAACUAUGACCAGUCUGCCUCCGACGUAGGUCCAACAUUCACAAGACGAACUACCGUCACACAACACACGUCUGAUUCUGAGUCUGAGGCGUCAUUGGAUGGUCGGAGCCUGGAGCUAGCAUCUAGUCAUAGUUCAGAUGAGGACGAGUCAGGACAACACCGCAAGAAGCUAGCUCAGAGUCCUCCUGUAUUUCUGCCUCCCACCAAUAUUCCUCUGAGCCCCUCAUUGACUCGGGCCCCUAUCCAGCCUCCUCCCCACCUCAACGUCAUUGCCAACUCCGAACUGUUCCAGCCCAUCUAUGCUCCUCGCUGGGCAGCCCAGGCCUGCGUUACUGAGCACAUGGGCGUGGAAGAGGGCUAUAUGCCUCACCGCUGGACUAACAUGUCCAUGUCAGACAACGAAGGGCCCCGGGAACACAAACUGCUCAACAGCUACUACACCCCACCUGGUUCCGAGACAGAGGACAAGGCUGUGGGUGACAAGUACCUCUUCCCGUACACAGGUCAGUUUUACUGUGUAAUAUUGCUGGCAUUUCUGCUAUGGAUGACAGGUCUCGCCUAUUAACAUCAAUGAAAAGAUUAAAUGGAGGUUUUUACAUGCUAGUUAUAAUAACCAAAUUCAAUCAGGUGGUAAGUUUUUAGUUUUUUACUGUAAUACAUGUUUCAGGUCAAUUACUGUUGUGAAAAAAAAGUACUUUUUCAAAUAUCACAUAUUUUAAAAUGUAUAAACGUACAAAUACAUGCACUAACAAGGUUAUAAAACUUACACAAUUAUAGCUGUAGUGGCAUAGACAAUAGACAAAUAUUUAUUGUACAAUAUGUUUUCUGGUAUCACAAUGUAAUUAAAACUGGUACAUAGUCAAUGAUU
Molecule: messenger RNA, 10019 nt
Organism: Homalodisca vitripennis (glassy-winged sharpshooter)
Lineage: Eukaryota; Metazoa; Arthropoda; Insecta; Hemiptera; Cicadellidae
Gene: stan
Product: protocadherin-like wing polarity protein stan
Exons: 51
Coding region: 531-9716 (3061 amino acids)
Biological process (GO): cell surface receptor signaling pathway; homophilic cell-cell adhesion; G protein-coupled receptor signaling pathway
Cellular component (GO): plasma membrane
Molecular function (GO): G protein-coupled receptor activity; calcium ion binding
Source: RefSeq, a predicted model, not a curated record